CAGAAUUUAUUGCACCAAUUAUGUAUCGUGCUGUAACACUUUUUGGCAGAGGAAGGGGAGGGGAUGGUUUUUGUCAGUAAUCAGGGUUGCCAUCAAACGGAUACUGACUGAGGCACAGGGGAGAAAGCGGGAUAGGAAAAUAUCUUGCUAUAAUUUCACAAUAAAGCGGGUCUACCCAGAGUCCUGACGUGAUCAUCAUCCCUGAACAGAAAUAUUAGCCUGCCCCGAAGUCAGUCCUCAACCAACCGUGGACAAUCUGGAUUGGAUAUCAAAGAUAAUCCGUCCUUAUCCCCGUUAUCUGCCUGCACUGGACCUGGUACCAUAGAUAUUUUCACCCUAGUCUGGCAGCUAGACUGCUCCACUAUACCCUGAUGAAUGAAGACCCCAUUCGGGAAGAGUGCACCCGGCCAGAGAUCCAGAGCCGAUGCAGGACACACAGGUGUUUCUUCAAACAUGAAGAAAAAGGACUCCCACAAGAAACACAAGAACAGCAUGGGCCCCAACAAGGUGGUGUCGUCAUCUGCGCCCCGCCGGAACAUGGUGGGCUGUCGUAUCCAGCACAUCUGGAAGGAGGGGAACACUGCGUCUCAGUCGCUGUGGAAAGGCAUGGUGCUGGACCAGGUGCCCGUCAACCCCUCGCUUUACCUCAUCAAGUACGACGGCUUUGACUGUGUCUACGGCCUGGAGCUACAUAAAGAUGAGAGGGUGCAGGGACUUGAGGUGCUCCCUGACCGUCAAGCCUCCACGCGCACCAGCGACGUCAACCUGGCCGACACGAUGAUAGGGAAGGCUGUAGAGCAUAUGUUUGAGACGGAGGACGGGACUAAAGACGAGUGGAGGGGCAUGGUUCUGGCCCGAGCCCCCAUCAUGAACACCUGGUUCUUCAUCACCUACGAGAAAGACCCUGUUCUGUACAUGUACCAGCUCCUAGACGACUACAAGGAGGGAGACCUGAGGAUCAUGCCUGACUCCAAUGACACUCCGCCUGCAGAGCGGGAGCCAGGGGAGGUAGUGGACAGUCUGGUGGGGAAACAGGUGGAGUACGCCAAAGAGGACGGCUCCAAACGAACUGGCAUGGUUAUCCACCAGGUGGAUGCCAAACCCUCAGUCUACUUCAUCAAGUUCGACGACGACUUCCACAUCUACGUCUACGACCUUGUCAAGACCUCCUAAGGCGACCUUUUACCCUUUGACCUUUUCACACUACUGAGCCGAAUCGAGCUGUACUGGGCUGGCCUGGUUACACGUACAUCCACCAUAGCUGAAAAGACUAUGCGAAAAUAUGUUAGAGGUGGUACAGUUUGGUUCACGUCGGCACGGUAGUGUGAAAAGGGCACUGGGUCUCUGGGCCUAGAGGACAGGAGGUCUGUCUGGGGAGUUAAUGAUGGAUGCAGGAAAGACAAUGGUCAUCAUCACCACAUGGAACCUUACCUUAUCCACCAACUUUUCUUAAAUGUAUCUCGAACGUUUCGUGCAACAGCUUCUUUGAGAUGCGACAGAUGGACAGCUAGAUUGGAUAUUUCACUGAAGCCUUUGGAUUGCUACUAAAGCAUCUCGUGUUCUAGAAUCUAGUCAGAAGAGAGAGAGGGGAGGGGUCACUGUGCAACUGAGUUAUUGGCCACUUGAUUGGCUGAGAAGACUAUUUGUUUCUGCAACUGGCUGCCCCUAUCAGAAUAAAGAUCUGAAGGAUUUGUUACAUAGAUCCCUUUGUAAGGGGAGGGACGGGAGAAAGAUAUCAGCGUUAUUUGAACACUGCAUAUUUAGUGCAACCUUUAAAGUGAAUUACUAUCUGGGUUUGUUUCCAUCUCAGAGAAUUGUUCAAUCCUUGACUAUGAUUAUAUUUGUUUGUUUGUAAUGUUAAAAGAUACACAACAACAUAUGCAGUGAGCAAAGGCAUUUGUUGAAGUUUUGUGAGGGACAUGACCAUUGUUUUAAUUCAAAUGUUUCUUUGUUUUUUUUCCAAUAACUUUUUCAUGUAUGUUCAUAUAUAAUGAUAGUUAAAUACUGAUGCCGAUAUUUGCAGUUUUAUCUGAAGCACUAAUUUCAAAGAAUCCACUCAGAAAACAUUUACGCAGUUGUCUUUAUAAGUUUAGCCUUUUAAUAAUAAAUAUAUGUUGAUCAUUCUCAACAAACACUAUUCAGAAUGAUUGACCAGUGAGAACGUUAAUCUGUAGUCCUGAGACUGAGUUUGUUCAUUAGGCCUUGCCAAAGCCCUCGACCCUUAUCAUUAAUUAUCCAAUCAUAAUAACAGCAAUAAUUAUUAUAAUUAUUCAGAUAAUACUUAUGUUUGUUAUUACCGUUCCUGUAGUCAUAUGUUUACCUUUUUUUGGGGGGGGGGGGUUCAAGCAUAUUUUCUAUAUUUGUUUACUUUUUACUUUUGUUAUAAUACGUUAUUUAGAGACAUCUUCUUCACCUCUGUCUUUGUGUUAAACAGACUUUCUGUUUAAUUGGCAUAGUAACCUUUUAGUAAACUGUUUUAUCAUGCCUUUAAAAAAAAUAAAGAUAGUAUGGUGAAAGCACUGCAAAGUAUUUGGAAACUAAAACUUCAAACCUGCUCCUCAAAAGUGUUCUAAAUUCAGCAGUACCACUACAACAAUACUAAAGUGUUUCUAAAGUCUUCACACAACUGUUAAUUCACAACAAGUAUUCAAAACUUUAAAAGCAACAUAUAGAGUGUGUGUAAUAUUGUACUCAAGGAAAGGUUACUAGCCUCAAUUAGACUUUUAUUUGCCAUAUUUUGUUGAGAUGAGCUGUUUCCCGCCAUUAUUUAAAGCUUAUAAUAAUGUAGUUAAAAUGUGAUAGCUGUUUCUGGCUUUCUCUGUGUGUGACAAAACAACAUUCACCAGAUGCCCCUUUGGAAUGUUACAAUGGUUGUCAGAGAAACAGUGGGCUACUGAGCACUCUAGAACCUCUGACAUACAGAUGUUGUUAAUUACUGUAGUAACAUUUAGUGUUCAUGUGACUGUAACCCCUCCUCUACACUCCUCUGCCUUACUACUCUUUCUCCAUGCCCUUCUCGACCUUUAGCAGUGUUUAUUCCCAGUCUCUGAAGAGGUAGUAUAGUCCUGAUAUUUUCAUUAGCCUGUGUAGUAACAGAACAGAUGUGCCGUUGUGACUGAUUUGCGAUUAGAUAAACCACUGCAUCUUCAGCUGAAGUGCCUGCAGAGACAUAAAGCCCAUUAGUUUUUAUUUUUUACAUUUUAUAACUGUUUUUCUUUCUUUGACUGUAUGGCUGAAUGGUAGCUUUAGAAAUGAAAACCUGAGAGAUUGUGUAUCGGUUAUAAUGAGGCUCAUAAUUUGAAGACCCCAUAAGGUACCGUAUACACCUCUGUAUCUAAGAAAAUAAACACAAGUAUCUUAUGUAUCCUGUUGUAUUCCAAACUGAAAACUGACUUGUGUUUUAUGCAAGAUGUCACCUUCAGGAAAAUAAUUGAAAGUGUUUGAUGGAUUGGCAUUUCACACUGUGUUUGAUGUUGGUUCAUUUUGGGCUAGAAAAUGUAAAAAAGAGAAUAUGAAAAUAGUCCAUUAUUUUUGCAUGAGUAGCAGAAACAGUAGAACUGUAAGUGGAAGUUAGUGUGAGAUACACACAUGCAUCUGUCAUAACUUUUUCUAUGAGGUUAUCUUCAUUCUGUUACCUGUUGUGACGCUCCCUUUUUUUAUUUUCCUCUUUUGCAUUUCUUAAGAAAAGCAAAGUAAUUUUUUGUAUAACAUUUUUGAUUCUGCUCUGCUAUAGGAUGAAACUCACUGGGGUUGUAUGAGGGGCCAAUAGAAAGGCCACAUGAUGCCAGUGUUACACAGCAUUUGAGGGAUCAUAUCUUUCACAUACAAUACCAAUGUUGUCCGUAAAUAUUUUUUAGAUGUAUCUUUUGAGUGCCACAAGGAAAACAUGAACUCAAAGAAAAAGGCCUUAUAAAAUUGGUAGGGAGAUGUUUAUACAGCAUAUAUAUAUAUAUGUGUGUGUGUGUGUGUGUAUGUAUGGGGUGUGCAAGGUAGGUAGCACAUCUUAGUUACAUAUCAGAAGAAUAAACCAUGUACAUAGACACUUUAAAGAGAAAAUAUUAGGGUUUUCAUUUCUCAAAGUUACUCUUAAAUCAGUUUAAAAUAAGAUUUAAAACUAUAAUUUACUGUUUGUUGGCAUCUACUUCAAUGGCUUCUAUUUGAACUGGUAAUUUGUUAUUACUCUAAACAAUGUAGAGUUAAUUUGAUUUGCUUUAGGGGUAUAAGCAUUUAAAAACAUGUUACUUAGAUCUGUCAUUUUUAUAAUUGUUACGUAAGUAUCCUUAUAACAUUUGAGAAAAUAAAAACGUAAUGUGAG
Messenger RNA from Oncorhynchus keta (chum salmon), 4315 nucleotides. RefSeq names its product spindlin-Z (gene spina). Lineage: Eukaryota; Metazoa; Chordata; Actinopteri; Salmoniformes; Salmonidae. The coding region runs from base 376 to 1173 and encodes 265 amino acids. Gene Ontology annotation, biological process: gamete generation. The transcript is spliced from 7 exons. The record is from RefSeq and is a predicted model, not a curated record.